AUGGGUGAGAUCAAUAAAAAUGAUGUGGAGAAAUAUCUGGAGAACAACCCACAAUUUGCCAAGGAGUAUUUUGACCGAAAGCUGCGAGCAGAAGCAUUGGGAAACAUCUUCAAAGUCAACCCUGGGGAUGUGAAAGAUGGAAUCUCCUUCAAGGAGAUGACUAAACUGGAGGAAUCUCACUUGCUUUUUGAGUUGCUGAUGGAAAUCCAGGAUGAAACAGUCAGCCUGGAAAGGACAGUUCACAAAGUGCUGAAACGGCUGGCACAGUUGCUGGAAGCUGAUCGGUGUAGCCUGUUUAUUUACCGUUCCCGCAAUGGUUCGCCAGAGGUGGCCACCCGCCUCCUAAACGUCACCCCUACCUCCACAUAUGAAAGCUGUCUGAUACCCCCUGAAAGAGAAAUUUUUUUCCCUCUGGACAUGGGAAUAGUGGGGUGGGCUGCUCAUACAAAGAAGUUCUAUAAUAUACCAAAUGUUAAAAAGAAUGAUCAUUUUUGUGACUUUGUUGAUCAGCAAACAGGCUAUACAACUGUCAAUAUGCUGGCAACUGCAGUUACACAAGGCAAGGAAGUCCUUGCUGUGAUUAUGGCAGUUAACAAGAAAAAUGCUCCUGAAUUUUCUAAAGCAGAUGAAGAGGUUUUUAAGAAAUAUAUUAAUUUUAUUUCAAUUCCUUUAAAACAAUACCACACUACAUACCUGUACAAUAUUGAAUCCAGAAAAAGUCAGAUGCUCUUGUGGUCUGCCAACAAAGUGUUUGAAGAGCUUACAGAUAUUGAGCGACAGUUUCACAAAGCAUUGUACACUAUUCGAAUGUAUUUGAACUGUGAAAGAUACUCUGUUGGUCUUCUCGACAUGACCAAAGAGAAGGAGUUUUAUGAUGAAUGGCCAAUCAAACUGGGAGAAGUAGAGCCGUAUAAAGGACCAAAAACACCUGAUGGUCGAGAAGUCAACUUUUAUAAGAUAAUUGAUUAUAUUUUACAUGGAAAAGAAGAAAUCAAAGUCAUUCCAUCACCCCCUGCUGACCACUGGUGUCUUGUUAGUGGGUUGCCAACUUACGUUGCUGAAAAUGGAUUUAUUUGUAAUAUGAUGAAUGCACCUGCAGAUGAAUACUUCAAUUUUCAGAAAGAAGCUUUUGAUGAGACAGGUUGGCUUAUCAAAAAUGUCCUGUCUUUACCUAUUGUCAACAAAAAGGAAGAAAUUGUUGGUGUAGCUACAUUUUACAACAGGAAAGAUGGCAAACCCUUUGAUGAAUAUGAUGAACAGAUUACUGAAAUGUUAACACAGUUCCUUGGAUGGUCUGUUUUAAACACUGACACAUAUGAUAAAAUGAAUAAGCUUGAAAACAGGAAAGAAAUCGCUCAGGAAAUGCUGAUGUACCAGACAAAGGCCACGCCUGAUGAAGUUGAGUCCAUACUGCAAUACCGGGACAAAUUGGAACAAGAAUGCAUUGAAGACUGCGAAGAGAGAGAUCUUAUCAAAAUUUUGAAGGAGGAAUUGCCUGAUCCAAAGGAAGUGGACCUUUAUGAAUUUAGGUUCAGUGACUUUCCUGUUGAUGAAUAUGACUUGAUCAAAUGUGGAAUACGGCUAUUCUUUGAGUUAAAUGUUGUGGAAAAGUUCAAAGUACCAGCAGAGGUUCUUACAAGGUGGAUGUAUACAGUCAGAAAAGGCUAUCGUGAUAUCACUUACCACAACUGGCGGCAUGGAUUCAAUGUCGGGCAAACCAUGUUCACUCUUCUGAUGACAGGUAAAAUAAAGAAAUAUUAUAGUGACUUGGAAGCCUUUGCUAUGGUCGCUGCAGCUUUCUGCCAUGACAUCGAUCACAGAGGCACCAACAACCUGUAUCAAAUGAAAUCAUCAUCUCCAUUGGCAAAACUUCAUGGCUCUUCCAUUUUAGAAAGACACCAUCUGGAGUACAGUAAAACGUUGCUUCAGGAUGAGACUUUAAACAUCUUCCAGAAUUUAAAUAAGCGGCAGCAUGAAGUGGUUUUACAUUUAUUUGAAGUUGCAAUCAUAGCAACUGACUUGGCAUUGUAUUUCAAGAAAAGGACUAUGUUUCAAAAGAUAGUGGAUGCUAUAGAAAAAAUGGAGAAGGAAGAGGAUGCAAUUAGAUAUAUAACUAUGGAUCCAAUCAAAAAAGAAGUAAUCAUGGCUAUGAUGAUGACUGGCUGUGACCUGUCUGCUAUCACCAAACCCUGGGAGGUGCAAAGUGAGGUUGCCAUCAUGGUUGCAAAUGAAUUCUGGGAGCAAGGUGAUCUUGAACGAACUGUCCUACAGCAACAACCAAUUCCUAUGAUGGACAGGAAUAAAGCUGAUGAACUGCCUAAACUACAAGUUGGUUUCAUUGAUUUUGUGUGUACCUUUGUAUACAAGGAAUUUUCUAGGUUCCACAAGGAAAUUACACCUAUGCUUAGUGGUCUUCUAAAUAACCGAGUGCAGUGGAAAGCACGGGCUGAGGUUUAUGAACAAAAGUUGAAAGCUCUCGAGGAAGAAAAGAAAAAGAAAGAAGAAGCAGCAGCAGCCAAGAGAGGAGGUGGUGGUGGUGGAGGAGGAGGAGGAGAAGAUGACGGCAAAUCAAAAACAUGUACAAUUUUAUAAUUAAAUUUCAAUGGUGAUGUUUCAAGGACUAUAUUUCUGCUACAGCGGAAGAAAUCUAGGAAGACCUUCAGUGAGCCCCAGAGGAUUUCUGUAAAACAUAAAGUAGCAUAGACUAUUCAGUCCUUACACAUCUGCCAUUACCAAUGAAACAAAAAGAGGUAAAAUCCAAUGAAAACUGAAAAAUCAUGAGGGAUGAACAUAAUCAGAGAUUUUACGAAAUAAAUGGUUUAUGGGUUCAUUCCUUGGUUAUUGGUUUCUAUCAUUCAUGCUUUACAGAGAGCGUUUUUUUAUUUAAUGUAUUUAAACUGCAAAUUGUCAGGAAUCUAUGGUUUUUACAAUAGCCCUCUACAGGUGACAUUACAUAUAUUGAAAAUAACUUGCACAAAUGAGGAAAGGACAGGAGUGGCUGGCUCCGCCCUGUAAAAUUGUUGGAUCAUGAGCGUGGAAGUCCUGUUCAGACGUUUAAUUUUGGUGUUCCAACUGCACUCAAUGGGAGGACAUAGUAAACUCAGUCCUCCCAGGAUGCAGGGUCACCAUUUUGUGUAAAUGGCAGGCAUAUAUUUACGCCCCAUGUUAUGUCCAGUUUAGGUACGUGCAAGUGUGUUUUCCUCAGAAAUCUAGGGUUCCAUCAGCACAUAUACUGAAGCCGUGUGCCUGUGGAAAAUAUGGGCACUGACCCAUUCAUACAAAAUAGUGACCAUGCUUAUUGGAAGGAUUGUGCAUAGUAGCUGUUACACAGUCUGAAAGUCUACAUGCAAAGGCUCUAUGUGAUCAAAAACAUUAUUUAAAAAAUCCUGGUCAUCAAGAUGGAUUCUGUAUGCAUGUACUUCGUAUGUGUGUAGGCUCCAUGUGCUCACAAAUUGGUGAUUGUGGCAGGCAGGGCGCAGAGCCAACAUGCUUGUGCGUGGUCCCCCUCUACAUGAGUUAAUUUCAGUGUAUGUAAUGCCAUGUGUAGAAGCUUUUAUCUUCAGUCAUAUUAUACACUCUGUGUUGUACACA
This is a messenger RNA of Eublepharis macularius, 3591 nucleotides long. RefSeq names its product phosphodiesterase 6C (gene PDE6C). Bases 1 to 2592 code for a protein of 863 amino acids. The record is from RefSeq and is a predicted model, not a curated record. Gene Ontology annotation, biological process: visual perception; signal transduction. Gene Ontology annotation, molecular function: protein binding; 3',5'-cyclic-nucleotide phosphodiesterase activity. NCBI's taxonomy places the organism in Eukaryota, Metazoa, Chordata, Lepidosauria, Squamata, Eublepharidae. The transcript is spliced from 22 exons.